AUGCCGGACGAGACGGAGCCCCUCCUCCCUCGCUAUGAGGAUGACACUCCCCGUCAGCGUCAACUUCACCAAAAGCUGCAUACCUACCAGAUGUUCCGCGCCCUAUCUGAGGGGUACAUGCCAUCCACUGAACAGACCAUCGCCAACCUACGUACCCUACUCGCCUCGGAUGUACUGAACCUUCGAAACCAGGAAAUCGGCAGCCACGGUCGCCAGCUGGUGCGCGAUGCGCGUCUCUGGACCGAGGCCUGCAUUGAUUUCCUGCGCACCAAAAAUAGCCAGGAUCAACUGCAGGACUUUCUCUGGCACCUGUCCCGAUCGCGGAUGGCACUGGAUAGCUCCCGUGUCUCCUACACCGCGGCCCACGUGAAAGCGCGUGCUGAUACCAAGGCUGCGUACGAUAGCUUCCGUACCAUUGGGAGCUUGCUUCUGACCAACGCUGAUUUCCGUCUUUUUGUCGAUGACGUUGCCACUGUUGGUCGUCAGAUCUUCGCUGACACCGCCUCCUCCCUCUCGGAGACCUCUAAAAAGGUCGCAGAGCAAAUCAAACCCUCCGAGGAAGAAGAGCAAGCAUUGACGGGCCCCGGUGCUGAUGAGGAGCAUCGCAUCUCGCGGGAGGAAGUACAGGCCGAACUGGCUGAUGCGGUCAAAGUAGCUGGAGAAGCUGCCACAGAAACUGGCGAGGCGGCUGUCGAAAGCGCCCGUGAGCACCUCGCCGGCAAAGAGAAAGAGACUCUAUUGUAUCGCAUUAAGCAAACGGUACUGAAUCUCCGCCAGCGAACCGACUAUUCGGACUCAGUCUCCACCAUCACCCAGCUGGUGCAGCGCUACGCCAUUCUCUACGCUAACGCAGCUGAAGAUACAGCCUCGGCUGCACAGGAAGAUGUCGAAUUCAAUUCCGAUUUGAAACAGGCAGUGGAUCAAUUUUGGGGACUAUUACGAUCAUUCGGUCGAGCAGAGGAGUGGGAUCGUCUUCAGCUCAAGUUCCAUGAUGUCCUACGCCAUGUGAAUAAGGAUCCCGAGUUUGAACGACUGAUGGGAGAAGUAGGCAGCUCGCUUCAGGAUAUGCUAACCGACCCGGAGUUUUUCGAGUCAGCCCCACAAAAGCUGGAGGACCUACAGCAGCAGUCGGAGAAGGUCGGGUCCGAGAGUGGUCUUCGUCAAGACGUGCAUGACUUUCUCACUCAGGCUAAGCGGACCUUGAGCACGGUGCCUGAUGACCCGGCUGUUUUCAAGCUGAUCAAUGCGACUAAGAAGAUCUAUGGAGAUGCGUGGGUUGCGUACAACAGCCACACAACAAAUUUUCCAGCAGACCUGGCCAAUGUUGCCUUCCCUGUUUUCCUACGGAUGAUUCAAUAUGUGCCAAUUCCUCGCCUAGAGGUCUCCGCCCCAGAAAUGGACCUGUUGUUGGAAAAUCUUGUCCUGGAGCCCGGCCACACGGUCAACUAUUCAUCUUUCCUCCCCUACCGCAUGCACCUGCUCACACAGAACGACAUUGAAAUAGUCAAAAAGCAUUCCAAGCGGACGGACACAAAUAUCAAGACCAUGUUCCAGCUCUCCUUUAACGGUUUGAAUAUAAGUGCCAAGGACUUUGGUUACUGGUUUAAGACUCACCACCUCUUCUUCCGUUUGCGAGACGAAGGAAUUGCCAGCUUCUACCUUGACCGUCGCGGCGUCGACAUCUCUCUCGACAUUGAGAUCGGCCGUGACAGACUGGAACACAUCUUUACCCUCCGCGGAGUGCGUGUGCGCAUCCACAAGCUCGACUACCAGGUACAGAAGAGCAAAUGGAAGUUCCUGUUAUGGUUGACCAGGCCCUUCCUUAAGCCCCUUAUCCGUCGUGUCUUGGAAAGGAAAAUUGCAGAAGAAAUUGUGAAUGCUGCUUCUGUUUUGAACCGAGAACUGGUGUUUGCCCGAGAGCGUUUGCGGGCUACGCGCAUCGCUAACCCUCAAGACUUGACUACCUUUGUACGUGCCGUGCUGGCGCGAUUGGUACCCGCCGAUACUGAUGUCGAGACCCGAAUUGGCGUGGAACCUCCGGACAGUGGCGUUUUCAAGGGCAUCUAUGCCCCAGGUAGUAUUGUCAAGACGUGGCAUGACCAGGCCACUGGUGCCCAGGAAGCAAUUGAGGAUGGCGACGAAACUCAUGGACUAGGAUACACGUGGCGGAACGAUAUCUUCAACGUGGCUGGAUAUCAUUGA
Molecule: messenger RNA, 2202 nt
Organism: Penicillium odoratum
Lineage: Eukaryota; Fungi; Ascomycota; Eurotiomycetes; Eurotiales; Aspergillaceae
Exons: 2
Coding region: 1-2202 (733 amino acids)
Molecular function (GO): lipid binding
Source: RefSeq, a predicted model, not a curated record